AUGGAUCGUAGCCAGAAGCGGUCAGUUAUCAUCACCGUCCCGGAGGAUACUCGGGCCUCGGUACUCCAUCAUGAAGCCUUUCUCCGGUACCGAGCUGAGGUUAACCAGCUCGAGGCUGAGGUCAAGGAGCUUGCUGAGAAAAGGGGCAUGUAUAAGCUUCUCAGCGAGCAACGCGAAAAAGAAGUCAAGAAUCUCCAGGCUGAGUUAGACGCGUCUCAGAAGGAACAUGCCGACCUAGUGGAACAUGUAAAGAUCUUUAAAGUUAGAAAUGACAAGUUAGAUAUGGCGACUAACGGUCAAAACUCGCAGGUUCAGCAGAAGGUUGACAAGAUUGACCAACUUCAGGCCGAGAUGGACGAGGUCAAGGCCAUGGCCGAAGAGGGGGAGGAAAAAAUGGACCGAUUGGCUUCGAAGAAGGAGACUGCCCAGGAGCAGCUGGCCUCGGUGGAGGUCCAACUUCGAGUGGUGAGGGAGAAAUCCGAGGCCCGGGCCCAAAAAAUUGAAGAUUUCCAGUCUCAACUGGGCUCGACUAUGUCACGCCCUAAUCUCAGGGAGCGCGACCGAUGCUCAACCAAGAUAAUCCGGCCGAGCAAGCCUGUACAAUACCUUCUACCCGAACUCACUCGUGAAUAA
Molecule: messenger RNA, 633 nt
Organism: Nicotiana tabacum (common tobacco)
Lineage: Eukaryota; Viridiplantae; Streptophyta; Magnoliopsida; Solanales; Solanaceae
Source: RefSeq, a predicted model, not a curated record